Camelina sativa (false flax) is the source of this 1136-nucleotide messenger RNA. Its product is annotated as NADPH-dependent aldehyde reductase-like protein, chloroplastic. The record is from RefSeq and is a predicted model, not a curated record. Lineage: Eukaryota; Viridiplantae; Streptophyta; Magnoliopsida; Brassicales; Brassicaceae. Gene Ontology annotation, molecular function: oxidoreductase activity.
UAAUAUUUUAAAUCAUAAUGUUGAUUUAGUCUUUUCUACUUCAUGCGUGUACGUAAAUCAGGUUUUGAAACGGUAACAUUGGGCUGAGUUAAGAGGGUGAUUUGUCAAACGAAUCUAUAUAAAUCCACCUGUUUUCCAUUGCUACUAACACAUAUCUAACUCGAAUCGUUUUCAUGGCUACACAACCGCCGCUUCCACUCGCCGGAAGAGUCGCCAUAGUCACCGGAUCAUCCCGUGGAAUUGGCCGAGCUAUAGCUAUCCACCUAGCUGAACUCGGUGCGAGGAUUGUUAUCAACUACACAUCUAAAGCCGCAGACGCCGAGCGUGCCGUGGCUGAGAUCAACGCUUUCCCAGUUAGGGAAGAAAUCACAGGAAAGGGACCAAGAGCCAUUGUGGUUCAAGCCAAUGUCUCUGAACCAAGCCAGGUGAAAUCGAUGUUCGAUGCGGCUGAGACUGCCUUUGAAUCGCCGGUUCACAUUCUGGUUAACUCCGCUGGGAUUCUCGAUCCCAACCACCCUUCGAUUGCAGACACAUCAGUCGAAGAUUUCGAUCGCAUCUUCAGUGUCAAUACAAGAGGAGCGUUCCUGUGCAGCAAGGAAGCUGCGAAUAGGCUAAAGAAAGGAGGUGGUGGUCGGAUCAUACUCGUGACAUCUUCGUCGAUCCGAUCCUUGAGAAUUGGAUAUGGUACCUAUGCAGCAUCAAAAGCGGCUGUGGAAACUAUGGUCAAGAUUCUUGCGAAAGAGCUAAAAGGUACAGGAAUCACUGCCAACUGUGUUGCUCCAGGACCUAUAGCCACUGAUAUGUUCUAUGAUGGAAAGACCCCGGAGUUGGUUGAGAAGAUAGCAGCAGAGUCUCCCUUUGCAAGGAUUGGUGAAGCCAAAGACGUGGUGCCUCUUGUUGGAUUCUUGGCUGGUGAUGGUGGUGAAUGGGUCAAUGGUCAGAUCAUUCCAGUUAAUGGUGGAUUUGUGUAAAAGAUUAUGGUCUUUGACUCUUGGAGAGGAGCCUCUUCUUCCUCUUGAGAAAUUAUUUGGCGUUCAAAACUUGUCAAAAUUGAAACAUCCGGCCGGGGUUUAAUUGGAAUAACGCAGAUUUAAAAUAAAACGUCUUAUUCAUUUUUAAUUUUUUAUUAAUUAAUA